Messenger RNA from Microdochium trichocladiopsis, 776 nucleotides. RefSeq lists its product as uncharacterized. The annotation marks the transcript as partial. NCBI's taxonomy places the organism in Eukaryota, Fungi, Ascomycota, Sordariomycetes, Xylariales, Microdochiaceae. The record is from RefSeq and is a predicted model, not a curated record. The transcript has 2 exons.
GGGUACGUACAAGUGAAUCCCAGAGGACUGACGUCGGCAGCCCAAAGGUUUGAGCCCUCGGUGGCAACCUCAGCACUAGGUUAGUGUCGUUACUGUAAGUUGACUACCCCAGGAGCUAGCUUCAGCGUCAUGAUCGACAUCCUCAGGGAGGAAAAUUGGAAGCUUUCUCAAGAAGUUUGGGACCUAAGAAGCAGAGCAGACGCAGAGUCGAGACAGAGACAGCUCGUGGAAGAAGAAAACCGUCGAUUACAUAACAACCAACAAUGGCUUGAAGGCCAGGUUAGAGACUGUGCAGCCGCGGUCGACUACUUCAAGAACAGUGUCGCGAGAUGCUUCCUUGGACUGGACAAAGUAUUGCCUAUACUGGAGGACUUGAGAAAGGACACGUCCUUAGAUAGGGCCAUGAGCCGCAGCGUGACGUAGAGUCGCACGAUUGGAUGAUCAGGACACUAUGGUGAGAUCCAGCUCUGCUUGUAGGGGUGGACGGAUGCUUGACAACGAUGCCGCGGAGAUCGUCGAAUGGGGACUGCGAUUGCCCGGACAAUGAUGCAGGUCAACCUGAACACCGAGCUUUCGAAGGCCGUGAAAUGGGAUAACCUUGUGGUAUGUAUGCGUGCUGAACGUCAAGUGCAAGAUUUCGACCCUGCUGUUUACAGUGAGGUUGGCGGCAUGCGAAGAUGUAUUUCCAAAUGAUAUAGUUAUCGCAAUUCGUAAAGUAGUGGGAAAGGAGCCAAGACCACCAUGGUCGCGUUAGCUUGAUACGAUCUACGUUAGUG